AUGCGGUCCUCCUGGCCGUCAGCAUGGGGCGCGGCGAGGUUUUCCGAUUGUGUUUUGGCACGGUCUUACACGUCGCAAAAUCCGAAACGCAGGGUCCAACUUGGAGCUUCUUCUGAUCUUCUGAUCUUCCAACGAGUCUUUCCGAAGUUGCCUCACCACGACUCGCAACACCACACAACACACGCGCUCGUCGUCGGCUCCAUGAGCCACAACACCGGCGGACAACAUGUUCCCACCGUGAAUCGAUCGCUGGACAAACCCGUCUACGGCAACUUUCAUCGCUACUACCACAUCCGCAAUCCCGCUGGUCUAGACUCCUCUGCCAGCACCACCGACGUCCAUCCUGCGCUGGCACUCGACAGCCGUGUGGCCGCCAUCCUCAGUUAUCUCUCCACACUGCCGGAAGGCUUGCAUUCUGUCACGACCGCACUGGAUAUAGGAUGCAACGUAGGCAAGCUCACCAUCCAACUGGCGCAGACUUUGGCAGGGCAACCAGAAUCGGGAGAGCUGCGACCGAUCUGCGUCACGGGCGUGGACAUCGAUCCGAGCCUGAUCAGCCAAGCGAGAGAAGCAGCGGCAAGAGCUCGGUCACUUUAUCGACCCAACGAACAGCUCGAAACCCAACAGGCAGAAACGGCAAGCCACCCGGCCAGCGUUGCCGCACAACCACACCUGCCAGUCGACGCUGCAUUCUUUCCCUCGGUCUUUCCGCUCCUGUUCGGCGCAGUCCCAGCUCCUCGCAGAAUCAAUGAUAGAGACAAAGCAGACGCCGAGACGAAGAAAGACAGCGUGCACUGUGCCCAUCUCUGCGCGCCCCAGCUUGACUUUGUCGCGGCCGAGUGGGUGAAUCUGCACACGAGCGACGCACCAAGCCCGUUCCACUACGACCCACACGACUUGUCACGCCUGCAAGCCGCGGACUCGGCAGGGUACGACGUAGUGCUAGCACUAUCGUUGACCAAGUGGGUGCACAUCCAACAAGGCGAUCCUGGGCUUGUCAAGCUGUUCGCACGCAUCUUCAGCGUCCUGCGGCCUGGCGGACACCUGUUUCUGGAACGGCAAGAGUGGCGGAGCUACCACUCUGCGCACGGCCUCGACCCGACCAUGCGAUCCAAGAUCAAGACGCUUCAGCUGCGACCCGACGGCGAUUUCGAGUGGCUGCUCGACUCGCUCGGGCUCACGCUGGUCGAGACCAUCGGCUACGGCACGGGACUCGGCUUCUCUCGUCCGCUGCAGGUGUUCGCAAAGCGCAAAGAGACCGCCUCGUCGCUCGCAACUACCCCUCAAGCUCUGCCCAGCAUCGGCCUGCUCUCCAUCAUGACUUGUCCAUUCGCAAAGUUCGCGGGGAUUUUGCCUGCGUCUGCCGCACACGUGCAUGCUCUACACGGCCUUGAUGCUGCGCCCAUCUCCGACACCAACGCACGAGGGCUGUCGCUAUCCGACGCGCUUCGUCUGGGAACAGCACGCAGCCAUCGAGCGGUGGAAAAGUCGCGCGGCGUAUCGCUGCUACUCCAAACCACCGCCACCGCUGCAGACGCAGCAGACGAAGGGCUCAGCUUCGACAGAACCGACUACACCCGCUUCAACAUCAUGCUCGCCUGCAUCUACACGGUUUUGGAGUCGGCCAUGAUUUCUGCACAAUCGACACCGUUGAUUGCGCCGCUGUUUGAGGAUCCGGGUUUGAUGGCCGGGUUGGCGCGCAGUGCGGCAUUGCUGGCGGAUGUACACGCGCAUCUUGACACGAUCCACGCACACACUGGUGCGGACCUGACGGAUCUAGCCGACCAUGCCCGCGACGACCACUCCACCUCAUCAACACUACCGGAAGAUACAGAAGAUCCUCUUGCUCGAGCACGGCUGCUGGUGCUCGUUCAAGCCGCCACACCACAUGCGCUCUCCCUCACCCGCGACCUCAAAGUGCCAGUGCUUGGCGAGGAGCACAUUGCACUGCUUCGUCCCGCACAGGUGCACGCCACACUGGCAUACGUUGAGCGACUCACCCACAUCCGUCCGGAUCUGCUUCUCGCGCAUGCAUACACCCGCUAUCUAGGCGACCUUUCUGGAGGCCAGCACAUCGUACGCAAAGUCACCAAACGCUUCCCCACCCCCACCGGCGGCUUUGCAUUCUACGCUUUCCACAACCCCACCCACCUCAAGACCCGCUUCCGCACCGCAAUGCACGCCCAACACCUAACAAAGGCACAGAUGCAAGAGGUGGUGGAUGAAGCAAAUACGGCGUUCGACUGCAAUACCGCCCUCUUCGAAAGCUUGCUACCCGCCCAUUGGCGACAACCCAGCCAAGAUACCCACAAGAGCACAGCGGUGCACACUGGCACAAAGCCCACACAACUUCCAAUCGCUGCUUGGAUCGUCGUAGCCGCUGCUACCGCCACAAUCACCGCGGCCUGGCUUGCUCACUCCCCAUCCACCGCCAUCCUCGCAUAG
Moesziomyces aphidis is the source of this 2445-nucleotide messenger RNA. Lineage: Eukaryota; Fungi; Basidiomycota; Ustilaginomycetes; Ustilaginales; Ustilaginaceae. The record is from the annotation of a GenBank genome assembly.